UUAACGCCGUGGGAAGCCGUUGGUGACGUCACGACGCGAUCAUACGCUACAGAGUCACAUGAAUCGUUUCACCGCUUCUCCUGUAAUUUCUGCCUUUUUUGCGCAGAAAAGUCUUGUUGUAAAAUUUUAAUCUGCACUAUAAUCUGCAGUUAGUCUUGAAUAUUCAACAUGGACGAGGACGGGCUGCCGAUUGUGGGGUCUGGAGUUGAUCUUACCAAGGUUCCUGCUAUUCAGCAGAGAAGAAUUGUUGCUUAUCUCAACCAGUUUGUUGUUCACACGGUUCGGUUCCUUAAUCGCUUUUCAACAGUUUGUGAAGAGAAACUUGCAAACAUAUCCCUUCGCAUACAGCAGAUUGAAACCACACUGUGCAUUUUGGAGGCGAAGCUGUCCUCCAUCCCUGGACUGGAGGACGUCACGGUAGAUGGAGUCGGUCAGCAGCAGACUGCUCAGACGCAAGGGCCAGCCGCUGCCAGUCAGAGCCAGGCAGAUGGUCCACCAGCGGGGACCCUGCCGCCCCCAGAGCCCACUCAGAGUGCACCAGAAGCUGCAACGACACAGAAAGCAGAAGCUGCUGCAGUGAAUGUUAUGACAGUGGCCAAGGACCCACGUUACGCCCGAUACUUGAAAAUGGUUCAAGUGGGUGUUCCAGUUCAGGCCAUAAGGAAUAAAAUGACCCAAGAGAACUUGGAUCCCAACUUGCUUGACACACCAGAUGCCCCCGUGCCUGAUGGAGGAAUAAGGAGCGCAGAGGACGAAGAUGCCGAUGCCAACAGUUCUGACAGUGAAUCUUCUUUCAGUGACUGAGAUCUCCAUUCUGUUCUCAUCACCAUAAAGCUUCCUGUACAGGCCAUCCGAGCUUCUUUAAACCUGUACUCACAAGGUGAAGUAGGCUGCAGUCUGCCUAUAAAGGAGUAUCAGCGAGACUGGUGGAUGCAACUCAUCGCAGAUGUAUUAUAGGCGCCUGAAACAGGAAAAUCUACCGUGUGUGAUUGUAAUUUCAGUGUGAAAGAGCUGAAAUGUUUCACCUAUUGGUCAAUUGUGACCUCCUCGAUUUUGAUACAUCAUUAGCAUUUUGAGGAAGGAGUAUUUUUUCAAAAAGGGGGGGGGGGGGGGGUAAUCCUCUCAGUUCUAUGACAAGCAGAUUGUGACAGUAGCAAGUAGAUAUUCUGUUAAACUUAUCAUUUAGUAGUUAUUUUUCUUUAGUCACCGCUACUAUCACAGUCUAAUGCCUUUAACAGAUGCACUCAUCAGUUGGAAGUCUCUUUUUUUGUUACAGGGUCCAAAUAGAAAAUAAAUGUAUGUUGGAUAUUUUAAAUGUUGAAUAUGUACAUUGUAAUUGUGUGUGUGUGUUAACGCCAGGGAGAAAAAUAUCACAGUAAUCUCCCAGAAAUAUCAAUAUACAGUAUAUCAUAGUAGUUCUUUGAUAGGAAGGAAGAUGUUACAUUGAACUGCAAAGUAACUGGAAGUUAAAUUGGCUUUUUUUUUUUUUACCUGCCGUUAUUCUGGCAUAUUUUGACCUUUCACAAAAUGCUUGAAAUACCCGUUUCUUCCCAUUUUGACACAGCGACUAUGUGCAAAAAGAAAUGAUUUUUAUGUUAACUUAUGAGAAAUAUUCAAACAAAAGUAAUAAAUUGGUGUCUUAGUACAAGUACAAGUCACAGUGGAGGAGCAUCAUGCUUUUCCAGUGUUUUAGCUUGUUUUCAGCUGUGUAGAAAGUUAGACGUUUCUCAUUAAAGUGAUCUCAAAUAGGUACAUUCAGCCCAAGGACUCUAUUACUUGAUAUUUGUAACUGAGACGGCAAAAUUAUGAGUCAAGGUUUAUCAUACAGAUAAGAAAACUAUAUGAUGCAGCCAGCAAUGACAGAUGAUGAAAAAUACAUUUUGAUAUAUUGCCUUGUCCUGCUUUAGGUCCUUCCACAGCUAAUGUUAUUCCAACAACAUUUUUCAUUGUCUGAGAUUUCAUGCAAGGUAUAUCAGUGUGUUGCACACUUGCACUAAUGGGAUAAAUCAAUGAUAAUCACCAUUCGUCAGAAAAAGGUAAAUUGCAGGUUUUGGUGAUUUUCUUAUGUUGGUCUACAUGUCUGCAAAUGUAUAAUACUGAAGUAGAGAAACAGUGCCAAGAAUGCUUAAGCACAAAAAAAAAUCUUUGAUAAGAUUUCUAUGAAUGGAUAUUACACUAUACUGACUGUGAAAAAGUGAUGAGAGUACUGGAAAGCACUUUGUUUACAAAAGCGAGGAGUUUUGGAUCUGUGAUUUUGCCUGUAAUAAACACUCAAACAUUUGCUUUAAAAAAAAGAGUAUGUUUAUUAUUCAGCUCAGCAGUGUACAUUAUCUCUACAGUACAUAAUAUCAAGCAAAACAGAGACAAUACAAAAUAAAUGAUUUAAAAAAAUAUUUUUCCCUUGUUAAUACAUUAUCUGUAGUGAAAAAGUUAAUCUCUGGUCAUAUGACUCCCAUUCUGUCCACAUUACUGCAUACAUUACAGCAAAUGAUUUUCUCUUUUCAGAGAAUACUGUGUAAUUUCUGCAGAGUUCAAUCACCAAUUCUUGACUAAAUAUAAACAGUGAUGCUCCAAACGUACUGGCCACUGAUGGACCAACAGACACCACGAUGCAAAAAACUGAGCAGUUUUCUUAACGACUGAGAGGAACACAUUUGAAUUAACUAAAAUCCCUGAACCAGCCAGGCAGUAUUUCACAGUUUUUCUCAUGUCAAUGUUACCAAUUAAUCCCAAAAUCACAAAUUUGAAGGUUUCUACAGUCUGUACAGCAUUAAAUUUAAUUUUGUAUUCAGAAUUAGCAGAAUGCUUUGACGCAGUGGUUCCCUACCUGGGGGUCAUGACCCUAAAUAGGGGGUCACAUGCUUAAUAAAGAGAUAAUAAACAAAAUAAAAAAUAUUUCUGUUACAAAAAUUUUCUAUAUUUCUCAAAUAAUUUCCUUUUUCUUGUAAAUAGUACAUACUUUUGUCUCUGAAAAUCCUAUAAAUUACACAAUUUGAGAAGAGAAAAUAAUUUGGUUGAACUGCUUAAAACUCAGGUCCACACUAAAGCUAUAACCUGUGAUGAGGAAGUAGGCAAUGAUUUGUUUUUAGGUCUAAAGUCUGAAAUUAAAUUGCCUUUUUUGUCUACUACAGCAUAUAUAUUGGCUCUGUAAGUCACUUGUCCUGUGCUCUCCUUUGAGAAAAAAUCAGAAACCAAAAGGGAGAAAUUUAUAUUUUAAAUUCUUUGAUUUCAUGAUUGUGUCCCUUUUAUAUUAUUUUGAUUGAAUACUGUUCGGCCAUCGACUUACAGUACAUAGCUGGAGACCGUAAUUUAAUACAGCAAAUCAAAUCUUGAAUAAACGUGGCUUUCUGUCACAAGCAGAGCAGGCGGUCACACUGAGCCUGAUUGCAUCAUGCUACACAACACGAGAGCCUCAGACUCUGAACAACAACCCACAUUAGCUUUCCUGCUAAAUUCUCCUUCUUAUCUAAAUUACAAACAUGAAUACAG
Messenger RNA from Thunnus maccoyii (southern bluefin tuna), 3489 nucleotides. It is a transcript of the gene washc3, whose product is annotated as WASH complex subunit 3. The transcript has 7 exons. Bases 169 to 804 code for a protein of 211 amino acids. Gene Ontology annotation, biological process: actin filament polymerization; exocytosis. Gene Ontology annotation, cellular component: WASH complex. The record is from RefSeq and is a predicted model, not a curated record. Lineage: Eukaryota; Metazoa; Chordata; Actinopteri; Scombriformes; Scombridae.